Arachis ipaensis is the source of this 641-nucleotide messenger RNA. NCBI's taxonomy places the organism in Eukaryota, Viridiplantae, Streptophyta, Magnoliopsida, Fabales, Fabaceae. The record is from RefSeq and is a predicted model, not a curated record.
AUGCCCCGCAAAGAAGGAGGAAUAGAUGUGAUUGAAACCUGUGUGUUUUGGAAUGUUCAUGAGCCUUCCCCUGGCAAUGGUUAUUUCUGUAGACUCCUCAUAUUUGAUAACAUAGAGAAUGGAAGCUUAAAGGAGCAUCUCAAUGAUCCCUUGAAGACUCCCUUAAAUUGGAGGACGAGGUUGCAGAUUGCUAAUGAAGUUGUAGCAGCACUGGUGGUUUAUGCCAGUGAACAUUCUCAUUACAUUUAUAAUAAGGUCAAUUUUGGGAUGGAUCCUAGUCAAAAUCACAAGGGCUCCCAAAAACCUAGCAGGUUUGAUAAUUGGUGUCUGUUCUGCAGGAAACUUAGGAAACUUGCCUAUAAUCAUUAUCCCAACUAUAUGCAAAGAUAAAGGUAGCCUUUUUGGAGAUCCUGAUGUCUGCUACAAAUAUGGGAUGGCAUAUGCUUCACUAUCUAUGGCUGUGUUCGAGAUGAAAAAGUUGAAAGUUCAUAACUGGAAAUUAGCCAACGGUGCAAUGCCAUACCUUCAGCACUUACUGAUUGAUUUUCGUCGACAGUUGGAUGAUCUCCCAAAUGAAAUGUGGUCUUUGAUUGUCUGAGACAAGUGCAUAUUUUGCUACCCUCUGAAGCAUUGUCUCUCAG